Messenger RNA from Rhododendron vialii, 2077 nucleotides. RefSeq lists its product as uncharacterized. The record is from RefSeq and is a predicted model, not a curated record. The transcript has 15 exons. Lineage: Eukaryota; Viridiplantae; Streptophyta; Magnoliopsida; Ericales; Ericaceae. The coding region runs from base 508 to 1812 and encodes 434 amino acids.
GAGAGAGCGAGCGCAAACCUGCGUACUCUUUUUGAGCCGAAUAUGAGAGACGGGUCAUCAAACUCGGAUUACAGCUGCGACUUACGAGUACUAUUUUAAGGCGAGAGAGAGAGAGAGAGAGAGAGAGAGAGAGAGAGAGAGAGAGAGAGAGAUGGUAGUUGUUCCCUUUGCUCUGUCAUAUGUUGGUUGGGUUCAUUGCUAUUUUCUCAGAGAAUGGGGAGAAAGAAAAAAGAAGUCAUCAGAUUGGAGCCAGAAUCCGUUAUCCCAAUUCUUAAACACAAGCUUAUCAUGGCUUUGGCCACUUCCAUCGUAAUGGAGUGGUUGAUUAUGGUUAUCCUUUUACCCACUGAAGGAGGGGAAGUUAGCUCAAGAUGAGUACCAACAUCCAUUGCUUGACAUUUUGCAUGCUUUGCAGAAGAUAAAUCAGACCGGGAUGAAUUUUUGAAGCUUUGCAAGAGAAUCGAGUACACAAUUCGAGCUUGGUAUCUACUGCAAUUUGAAGAUUUGAUGCACUUGUACUCUCUCUUUGACCCUAUCCAUGGGGCAGAGAAAUUGGAGCAGCAGAACUAUACUCCUGAGGAAAUUGAUAUUCUUGAACAAAACUUCCUUACAUACAUAUUCCAGAUAAUGGACAAGAGCAAUUUCAAGAUGACAACUGACGAAGAAAUUAAUCUUGCAGCUUCUGCCCAAUAUUUGCUUACUCUUCCUAUCAAAGUUGAUGAAUCUAAGAUUGACAAAAAGCUUUUGCAGAAGUAUUUUAUGAAGCAUCCUCAUGAAAAUCUUCCAGCCUUUGCUGACAAGUACAUAAUCUUCAGAAGGGGCUUUGGGCUUCAUCAUACAACUGGCUACUUUUUCAAACAUAAAAUAAAUACAAUCCUUGCACGUUUAUGGAGAUGCUUUUUGAGGAUGACAGGGCUCAAACGUCUUUUAUAUAGAAAGUCGUAUGCACGAUUUGGUAAAGAUACACAGGGACCCGAUGAAAUUAUCACUGACACAGAGCAAGAUGACCUAUUUGUUGAACGUAUCCGUAUAGAAAACAUGAAACUCAGUAUCAGUAAAUUGGUGAGCAAGAUCACUAUCCAAGAACCAACGUUUGAAAGAAUCAUUGUUGUUUACAGGCGGGCCAAAUCAAAAAAAGAAUCGGAUAGGGGAAUUUAUGUGAGGCAUUUCAAAAAGAUUCCAAUGGCUGAUAUGGACAUAGUUCUUCCUGAAAAGAAAAAUCCGAGUUUAACUCCAAUGGAUUGGGUGAAGUUCCUUGUCUCUGCCAUCAUUGGUCUGGUCACUGUCGUCGGCUCACUUAAUAAGUCUAAACCUAAUAUAAAAGUUCUUGCUCCAAUCCUCUCUGCUGUAAUUGGCUUUUGUGCAAAGACAUACUUCUCGUUUCAGCAAAACUUUACUGCGUAUCAGAACUUGAUCACGCGAUCCAUGUAUGAAAGCCAGCUCGAUAGUGGAAGAGGCACUCUUCUUCACUUGUGUGAUGAAGUGAUUCAACAGGAAGUAAAAGAGGUCAUCAUUUCAUUCUUUAUAUUGAUGGAACAGGGUAAAGCGACUAGGCAGGAUCUUGACAAGCGGUGCGAGGAGCUAAUUAAACAGGAAUUUGGUGUGACAUGUAAUUUUGACGUGGACGAUGCAGUUCAAAAGUUGGAGAAAUUAGGCAUUGUUACACAGGAUGCUAAUGGAAGGUAUGAUUGCAGUGAUUUGAAGAGCGCUAAUGACAUCAUCGGAACCACCACAGAGGAGAUUGUCCUCAAAGCUAGACAGGGUGCUGCUACUCCUAGACAUGGCAUGCAAACCUCGGACUGCUUCAUGUAAUGGAGUAGUACCGAUUAGAGAAUCUAACUCCCGAGUUCUUCCUUGAACCAGACCGACACCUUACACGGGGAUUUUGUUCACAUCCCCGAGAGGAGAAAAAGGGUAGGGGUAAGAAACCCAAUUCGUUUUUUCUCAACUAAUAGGAAAUUUUACACAAGUUAGAUCACGAAGAUACCUCCGGAUCACCAGAAUAGAUUUUUUUGGAUUCUUACUCUAUUUUUAUCAGCGUAAUGCUUAAACCCUAGAGAUUUUAUUUGUUUCUCAA